AUGAUCAGAUGUGCUGCUGGAGGGAGUAAGGCUGCCUCGUGCUGCUCCAGGACUGAUUUUGGAGCUCAUUCUUGCUCUGGGACCGGCCACUGGUUGGGGACCGCCACGCUGUUUUCCUCGUGGUCUCUGCCUCUCCUGCUAGCCCUGGUAGCUCUUGCCUUCACCCUUCCUGGAGCAGACUGCCAUCAGCUCAGGAGAGACAGACUGAGGCUCACCAUACCGCGAAGCCACAGGGCUCCGCUGAACAUUUCAGAAAGCAUCGACAAGCCCAGGGCCACUGAGGGCCCCCCGGGUCGGACUGGGGUACCGCAGGGUAGGCAUGUGCGCAGUUACAACCAUCUCCAAGGAGACAUACGGAGGAGGAAGCUGUUCUCUUUCCAGAAGUUUUUCCUGAGGAUCGACAAGAAUGGAAGGGUCAAUGGAACCAAGAGCAAGGAUGAUCCUCUCAGUAUUCUGGAAAUUACAUCGGUGGACGUGGGAGUGGUGGCUAUCAAAGGGCUGAACAGCAACUACUAUCUGGCAAUCAGCAGGAAGGGAGAGCUGUACGGCGCGAGGCAGUUUGGCAUUGACUGCACUCUGAAGGAACGCAUUGAGGAGAACGGCUACAACACGUACGCUUCAGCCGAGUGGAAGAACAAGAAGCGGCAGAUGUUUGUGGGUCUGAACAUCCACGGGAAGCCUGUGCGAGGGAAGAGAACGCGCAGGAAAAACACGGCCACGCACUUCCUUCCGAUCAUGGCCUGAGCCCACCGGAAUCAAAAGGGUUGAAAUAGGACAAAACGCAGCACUGACAAAGAUAGGCAUUCUCGCUUGAAGGUGAAGACUCUCACGAAGAAAUCUUGCAAAUAAGGUACUAACAUUGUCAAAACAACUGGGUUCAUGAACUUCAUUUUAGAGAGAAGAGUGAGUAUGUGUUUGACGUGGCACAGGAUGCAAUAUUUCUCUUGUCUGUGCCAAACAAGAGCUAAAUGGCAAAUAUAGAGAUGAC
This is a messenger RNA of Phycodurus eques (leafy seadragon), 988 nucleotides long. RefSeq names its product fibroblast growth factor 10-like. NCBI's taxonomy places the organism in Eukaryota, Metazoa, Chordata, Actinopteri, Syngnathiformes, Syngnathidae. Gene Ontology annotation, molecular function: chemoattractant activity; growth factor activity; type 2 fibroblast growth factor receptor binding. The coding region runs from base 1 to 744 and encodes 247 amino acids. The record is from RefSeq and is a predicted model, not a curated record. The transcript has 3 exons. Gene Ontology annotation, biological process: positive regulation of protein phosphorylation; limb development; positive regulation of canonical Wnt signaling pathway. Gene Ontology annotation, cellular component: cytoplasm.